AUGCGAGGUCAGCCAGUAGCAGUAUCUCUGAUCUUGUCCGAAGUACGAAACAAAGUGAUGUUAUCCAGAUCACACCACAAGGGUGCCUCAAAAGGUUACUUGGUCAAGACCGCUCUAGCGUGUGCACCGAACUCCUCCUGGAUUGCCACACUAUGUCAACUAACCCGCACCCAACCUCGACAUACCGUUAUAUUCCCUUUCAUCGCCGACUCUUUGACGCCAUUGAUCAUACCUGCUCAUGCGCUCUUGAAAUCAUCAUCACCGUCCUCCGUCCCAUCCUGCAAAAACACCCCAACCUGACACCUCAAGACGUCCUCCUUACAGUCUUCCUCACAUUCAUAUCCCUCUGUCUCCUCAUCACCUCGUUCGCUGAUGGAUGGUAUUGGAUCGGCAAUGCUGUCGAUCUAGGAUUGUUGGGAUGGGCGGCAUGGGAAGGGUUGAGAGGUUCGAACGAACGAUACGAAGAGGAAGAUGGAUGGAAGAGGCGCGUAGAAUUCGUCUUUGAGUACACGACCCUGAAUAUCGUCUUCUCCUUAUUUGAUGACCUCGUAACUCUGGAUUUAGGGAUAUGGAUCUGGGUGGGAAGGACGAUCAAGAUUGUCUGGUUGCUCUACCGGUGGAUGGGUGAAGGGCAUAAACUCGCGGGUGGUAAGGCACCAACCGGCCCAAAGACCGAAGGAAAGCGGAAUACAGGAUUUGAAGAUGAAGAAAUCGGACCGAAUACGGUAAUGGUCAAGGCGAGGAGGAUGGUACAUCAAGCUAGUCAGACCGAGCCCGUGUAUAUCCAUACUCUUCUUGGCCCCGACCUCAACGACAACCCCAGCCCGACAGCAUCGUCACAGGAUACAUCCAAAACAAGAGACCUUCUUCCAUCGCCACAGCUUCUGCACCUGGAGGAAGGGCCGGAUUCUUUAUGCACCCCCGAAAGGGAGACGUGUGAUUCUUCAGGCUCUUCAGACGGCUCCGGUUCGGAGAGUCCGAGUCUCAGUGCUGAUUCGGAGGGUACUUGGAACGCCGAACGAGCGGGUAAGGCCGCAGAGUUGGAAGAAAAGAGCGCAGGACCAGAUUCCCCGCAGGUUGCACGCGACCAGUGCGAUCAUGCGGACGAGAGUGUGAAGGAGAGGCAGGACGGGCAGAGUGUCAAGGUCAAUACUGCCAGCGCGACGAGUCUCGAACAGGAGGAGAGAGAGGUGGAGCCUAUGGGAAUCAUCGAUGAGACAGACGAGCAGUCCGCAGUCGGGUCACAAUCACGUCCGAGCCUUGAGCUGGAGGAAAUUGCGCCGAUAAGGUAUCAGAAGAAUCUCGAAGACCGCGACGAGAUGCAAAGGAAGUCCAAACUACCAGCCAAACAGCCUCAAGAGCCCUUUGUGCCCAUUAUACCUUCUAGCACACCUGAGCAGACUGCUCCCGACGAGGGCCAAAACAUGGCCUCUGAAACCGUGCAUCCAGUGAUCCUCGCUCCGCUAGCCCCUCUCCGGCUCUCCCGCCGCAAAUCAAACGGCAAGUCCAAUCCCACCAUACAACGCGGCACUCGCAUCGCAGAGGGGAAAGAGCCCGCAGAGGAGACGACGUACAAGGCUUUACAGAGGUUCCGAUCAGGUUUAGCCGACCUAGAUCCGACCUUUACUUUCGAUCGACGCCGACAGGCGGACGGCAAUGGACGUGCCACCACGGGGCACAGAAGGGCCCGGACCAUCGAUGUAAGGAUGAGCACGACGGCAAGGUUGGACGAACUGUUAGGGUUCGAGGACGAGUUCGGGGCCAAAACGUAAAGGAUGCGUGCGAUUGCGUGCAUUGUCAGUUGACACCUAUGUACUGACGACAUGAUCUUA
Molecule: messenger RNA, 1832 nt
Organism: Filobasidium floriforme
Lineage: Eukaryota; Fungi; Basidiomycota; Tremellomycetes; Filobasidiales; Filobasidiaceae
Exons: 2
Coding region: 153-1772 (539 amino acids)
Source: RefSeq, a predicted model, not a curated record